CCACUGCCCUUCGCAACCUUUGGGAUAAGGGUGAGACCCGGCAGCAGCUAUGGGGGAGCCAGAGGCUGCCGCCGAGGACCUGGACGCCUUCAUCGACAACCUGGACUACCUCCCGGGCCACUUCCACCUGGAGAUGCAGGUGAACUUCGAGCCUCGCUCGCCGGCCUCGCUCCGCGCCCGGGACCUGAAGCUGCAGCGAGAAGGACUGCGGCAGGAGCUCGAGGUGGAGACCACCCCUCAGCGCCCUGCGGUGCGCCACCUCCUGGGCACCUUUGCCUUCUACCUGGAGGAGCUGGAAGAGGCUCGUGAGCUCUUCCUCGAGGUGGUCUGUGAGGACCCGGGCAACCUCAACGCCUGGGCCAAUUUGGCCCAAGUCUACGGGCGCCUGGGGCAGGAGGAGGAGGAGGAGGCAUGUGCGGAGCGGCUGGCUGGCCUCAUGGACCCAGAGAGCGACCCCGAGGCCGGCGGGGCCGUCCAGCUCCGCGCUGCGCGCUGCCUGGCGGAGCAGGGCUACGCGCACGGCUUCGACGUGGGCUGCGCCAGCCUGGAGGAACACGCCCGGGUGCUGGCUGCUGGAGUUGCGCUCUACGAAAAGGCACUGGGCUACGGGCAGCAGGUUCCGAUGGAAGAGAAAAGGAGUUGGUACUUCACCAUGGCGACGCUUUUCAUCAGGCUGGAUGGCAUUCUCCUGGAGCUGGGCAGUGACGAGCAGAGAAGGCUGCCUGCUUUCAACCGCACGCUGACCCUGCUCCGGCAAGUCCUCAAGUCCUCGGACCUCCGCCACCGAGCUCUGGCCUGGUGCUACCUGGGGAUGCUGCUGGAGCGGAAGGACACGUUUUCCACCACCCCCAUGGGCGUCCAUGACUGCGGGUACUCGGGGACUGACCCUCUGGACUGCUUCGGCAAGGCCAUUGAGAUUGCUAAGGACCAACCUCCUAUCCUGAAUCGCCUGGCCAAAAUCUUCCACUUCCUAGGAAAGCAAGAUAUGGCCAUUGGAAUCUGCAACAUGGCCCUGGAUGUCCUCCGAGAUCCAGAGCUGAACUGGCAGGCAUACUGCACCAGGGCCAAGGUCCACAUCAGAGCCUACCUGCACGACCUGGAGCGAGCCAAGAUGGGCCUCGGGGGCUUGCCUGACAGGAACCACCUGGCCUGCGCCAAGGCUGACCUGGAGGAAGUAGUCAAGGUGUGCCCAGGGCUCAAGACCUACCUGGACAUCAGCCAGGUCUACUACUACAUGGGCGUGGACGCAAUGCAGGAGCUCCUGGCAGUGGAUGAGGCGGCGCUGAACCAGGCACUGGUCUUCCUGGCCAAGGCUGGCGAGUCGGACCUGGGCGCCACGCUGCCGGAGCUGCAGCUGCUGCGAGGCAAGUGCCUGCGCAUCAAAGGAGAGGAGGCUAACGCGGCGGCUUGCUUCAAGCGCGUGGUAGAACUGGACGAAGAGGGCUCCAGCCACACCGAGGGCUUCCGCUGCCUGCUCGAGGUGUGGCUGGCCCAGUGGAGCCAGGCGCAGCUGAGCGAUGCGGACCUGGGCUGUGAGGUGGACGUGUGGCUGCGCCUCGCGCAGAGCAAGUACCCCGCGGCGCGCCUUCGCCAGGAGCUGCAGCGCGUGUGGCGUGGUCACACCGGCGAGGUGUUGGGGCUGGCCCGGACCCUGGUGGCGCAAGGACGGCAGGCGCUGGUGCGGCUGCUUUUCGAGGCCAUGGAGCUGGAGGGUGAAGGCCUGGCAGCAUCUCGGGGAAGCCGGGCACUCUCCUUUUGA
Messenger RNA from Condylura cristata (star-nosed mole), 1759 nucleotides. RefSeq names its product tetratricopeptide repeat domain 22 (gene TTC22). Lineage: Eukaryota; Metazoa; Chordata; Mammalia; Eulipotyphla; Talpidae. Bases 50 to 1759 code for a protein of 569 amino acids. The transcript is spliced from 7 exons. The record is from RefSeq and is a predicted model, not a curated record. Gene Ontology annotation, molecular function: protein binding.